AAAUAUCACACGUGUCACGUAGCUGUACAUUGCUACCAGCGCCACGCAUGUUGUCCAGACGAUAUCUGAGACAGAGAGCUGUUCACACCUUAAUAACAUCAGACAGAAAUCUCUAGUUUACUGUUCUUGUUUUUUAUAUAGUUGCCUCUCGUUUUAGCUUUUCCGCAUAUUUGCUCCUUACUGUUUGUGUGUGUAAGCGAUGGAGAAAGAAGACAACGUUUCAAACCAGAGCUCCUCUGCUUCCAUAGAACCCUCCAGAAGAAGAAGAAGACUCGCUGAGCCAGUAGAUACGACGUUAAGUAGAUGGGUCAAGGACAAGGAGGAGGAGGAAGAAGGGUUGAAGAGAGUCCGUAGGGUUCAAGCAAAAGGUUCGAAGAAAGGUUGCAUGAGAGGGAAAGGCGGACCGGAAAACCCGGUUUGCCGGUUUAGAGGCGUUAGACAAAGGGUUUGGGGGAAAUGGGUAGCUGAGAUACGUGAACCAGUGAACCAACGUGGCGGAAACUCGAAGCGUCUUUGGCUUGGAACGUUCGAUACUGCAGCUGAAGCCGCCUUGGCUUACGAUAGAGCUGCUAGUGCCAUGUAUGGUCGCUAUGCCCGGUUAAAUUUCCAGGGCGAGGAAUUGAAAAAGACUGAUGAGGCAGAGAGUUCUAGAAGCUAUUGGUUGGAUUACAACGUCUCUGAAACCGGUGAUAGCGUGGACAUGAGUGAUGCCAUAUCAGUUGAGGAAUCAACUAAGGAGGAUUGUAAGUGCAAGAAAAAGCUUGAGAAUGAUGCAGUUGAAAAUGAGGGGGCAGUUGGAAAUGAGGAGGAGACAACUAGUAAAACUACUCAUCUUAAUAUUCAACUAUAA
Eruca vesicaria subsp. sativa (arugula) is the source of this 850-nucleotide messenger RNA. NCBI's taxonomy places the organism in Eukaryota, Viridiplantae, Streptophyta, Magnoliopsida, Brassicales, Brassicaceae. The record is from the annotation of a GenBank genome assembly.